Messenger RNA from Neocloeon triangulifer, 3624 nucleotides. RefSeq names its product probable phospholipid-transporting ATPase IIB. Bases 637 to 3516 code for a protein of 959 amino acids. Gene Ontology annotation, biological process: endocytosis; retrograde vesicle-mediated transport, Golgi to endoplasmic reticulum; phospholipid translocation. Gene Ontology annotation, cellular component: trans-Golgi network; plasma membrane; endosome. The record is from RefSeq and is a predicted model, not a curated record. Gene Ontology annotation, molecular function: ATP hydrolysis activity; ATP binding; magnesium ion binding. The transcript has 17 exons. NCBI's taxonomy places the organism in Eukaryota, Metazoa, Arthropoda, Insecta, Ephemeroptera, Baetidae.
CCAACCUGAAAAAGUGUCCUUUUCUUUUCGAUUUCAAACUGCCGACUGAUGUAAACAAAAGGACGGAGGACUUGUGGAAUGUCACAUUUAAUUAAGGACGUGCACACGUACGCAGGGGUGCGCGCCCCUACCGUUGAGUGACCUUUUGACAGCUGAAACAGAUCUUGAUAAACGCAAGAGCCGCGCAACGCGAGUAAACCGAGUCAUGAAUCGCGGUGGUGGUUAUAGACCUGUGCGGCGGCACGAGAGCUUCUUGGAAGAGGUGUGCCUCUUGAACUUACUGGCAGCGAUCACGAAAUCGACAGCGAUGAGACUGAAUACCUUUUACACCCAAACGAACAAAAUUUUGAGAUUAACGGCCCCUCGGUGGCAACGUUUCGGAGAAGUAGAAGAAGUCGAUCAAGUAGUUCCUUUCUGAAGAUUCUUCAGUGUUUCCUUUGCGGGUGUUGCCAGUGGCUGUGGAGCCGAUGCUGGCGUCAAAAGGAAUUGAAGUCACGGAUCAUUACCAUUGGCAGAUUGGCAGCGGAAAAAUACCCUGCCAAUGUCAUCAGAAACCAAAAGUACAAUGUGAUAACCUUCUUACCAUUGGUAUUGUUUCAACAAUUUAAAUUCUUCCUGAAUUUGUACUUCCUUGUAAUGGCAACAAGCCAGUUCAUUCCUGAUAUCAGAAUUGGCUAUCUUUACACAUAUUGGGGACCUCUUACUUUUGUCCUCACUGUGACCAUCUGUCGAGAGGCAGUGGAUGACAUUAGAAGGCACCAGCGAGACAAAGAGGUCAACUGCCAGCGGUACAUCAGACUGCUGAGCGAUGGCUCCAAAGAGUCGAUUCCAUCCUCUAAAAUCAAAGUCGGAGAUCUAAUAAUAGUGGAGAAAAACCAAAGAGUGCCCGCCGAUAUGGUGUUGAUGAGAACAACUGAACGGUCCGGCGCCUGUUUUGUCCGCACAGACCAGCUAGAUGGAGAAACUGACUGGAAGCUUCGACUGGCAGUCCCAGGCACACAGAAACUUGCCCACGACAAGGACUUGUUUGAUAUCCAUGCCACCCUGUAUGCUGAGAAGCCUCAGAAGGACAUUCACAGCUUUAUAGGCACUUACACAAGACAUGAUGGCGUGCCAUCUGAAGAAUCAUUGGAUGUUGAAAAUACUCUAUGGGCAAACUGUGUUGUUGCCUCGGGCACUGCUCUGGGACUUGUCAUCUACACUGGUUCUGAAACAAGGAGCGUAAUGAACAAUUCAUCCCCAAGGUCCAAAGUUGGACAGUUAGAUAUGGAAGUUAAUCAAAUCACCAAGGUUUUGUUUUGCGCUGUGAUCACCCUGGCUCUAGUCAUGAUGUGUCUGAAAGGUUUCAAUGGGCCUUGGUAUAGGUACACUUUCAGAUUUGUUCUGCUUUUCUCUUACAUCAUUCCAAUCAGUUUGAGAGUGAAUCUUGAUAUGGGAAAAGCCUUUUACUCUUGGGCAAUGCAGAGAGACCCAGCAAUUCCGGGAACUGUGGUUCGUUCCACCACCAUUCCCGAAGAGCUUGGCAGAGUUUCGUACUUGCUAUCAGACAAAACGGGCACUUUGACUCAGAACGAGAUGAUCUUCAAAAAGCUGCAUUUAGGAACAGUGUCUUAUGGCACAGAAACGUUUGAGGAGAUUGUUUUGCAUUUACGGAAAGCCUUUGCCAAGCAACAGCAGAGUGAAAUGAGGGGUGUGAGUUCUGGCAAGAUGCGAAGGUCUGAAUUGAGCAGGGUCUUGGAAGCUGUGAAGGCACUUGCGUUGUGUCACAACGUUACUCCCACCUAUGAGACCAGCGACAGGUCCGAAAACGGCAGUGAUGAAGCUGAGGCUGACCAACAUUCCAGCCAAGAAGUCAUUUAUCAGGCAUCGAGCCCAGAUGAGGUGGCACUUGUGAAAUGGACUGAAGAGUCGGGUCUGGCCUUGAUCCACAGAGAUCUUACUACAAUGCAACUGAGAACUCCCAACGGCUCUGUCCUCAAUUAUACCAUUUUGCAAAUCUUUCCGUUCACUUCGGAGACCAAGAGGAUGGGCGUAAUUGUGAAGGAGGAGUCUACAGGGGAGAUUACUUUUUAUCUCAAAGGUGCUGACAUGGUCAUGUCUGGUAUUGUUCAGUACAACGACUGGCUUGAAGAAGAGUGUGGAAACAUGGCUCGAGAGGGUUUGCGGACUUUAGUUGUGGCAAAGAAAUCACUGUCGGAGGAGCAGUAUUUUGAUUUUGAAGCUCGUUACAAUGCCGCUAGGAUGAGUGUGUCAGAAAGAGUGGUUCGAGUUGCUGCUGUUGUUGAAACAAUAGAAAGGGAGAUGGAGCUUCUGUGUGUCACUGGUGUGGAGGACAGAUUGCAGGAUGCAGUGAGACCAACUCUGGAAUUGCUCAGAAAUGCAGGGAUCAAGAUUUGGAUGUUGACUGGAGAUAAGCUCGAGACGGCAACUUGCAUUGCCAAAAGUUCGAGAUUGGUUUCUCGAACUCAAGGUCUUCAUGUAUUCAGAAAUGUAACCAACAGAACAGAAGCUCAUUUGGAGCUAAAUGCAUUUAGAAAGAAACAAGACAGUGCACUUGUCAUCUCCGGUGAUUCCUUGGAAGUCUGUCUGCAAUAUUACCAGCAUGAGUUCAUGGAAGUGGCUUGUAGUUCUCCUGCUGUGAUCUGCUGCCGUUGCUCACCAACCCAAAAAGCGCAAGUUGUCAAUUUGAUUCAAGAGCACACUGGAAAGCGAACACUUGCUGUCGGCGAUGGUGGCAAUGACGUCAGUAUGAUUCAAGCUGCUGACGCUGGAGUUGGAAUCGAAGGGCGCGAAGGAAGACAAGCCUCGCUGGCUGCCGACUUUUCUAUUCCACAAUUUUCGUAUUUACAAAGGUUAUUGUUGGUGCACGGAAGACGCAGUUACAAACGAUCAGCUGCACUAAGCCAGUUUGUCAUUCACCGAGGCCUCAUCAUCUCCACAAUGCAAGCUGUUUUCAGUUCUGUCUUCUACUUCUCCUCUGUAGCACUGUACCAAGGAUUCCUUAUGGUCGGAUAUGCAACUGUGUACACAAUGUUCCCCGUGUUUUCGCUUGUUCUUGACAAAGAUGUUUCCUCAAAAAUUGCUCUGACGUACCCUGAGCUGUAUAAAGAGUUAAGCAAAGGCAGGUCCCUCUCCUUCAAAACAUUCUUUAGCUGGGUCUUAAUCAGUAUAUUCCAAGGUGGAAUUAUUAUGUACGGGGCAUUCAUUCUCUUUGAAGAUGACUACAUCCACAUCGUAGCAAUUAGUUUCACUGCUUUGGUAUUGACAGAGCUCACCAUGGUUGCCCUCACUGUCCGCACAUGGCACUAUCUGAUGGUGUUGGCUGAACUUGUGAGUUUGGCCAUUUAUAUCCUGUCACUAAUAUUACUGAGGGGAUAUUUUGACUCCGAAUUCAUUCAAACUCCCCAAUUCUUGUGGAAAGUGACUGUCAUCACUCUUGUCACCUGCCUGCCACUUUAUAUUUUGAAAUUCCUCCGACGUAAAUUCUCACCGCCAAUAUAUUCAAAGCUUUCGUAAUCACAGCUUAAAUGAUCUGAUUAAUGUUAUCUUUUAAUCUUACCAAAGUGUAUUUGCAAGCAAAUUGACUUAUUUUAAUCACACAAUAAACAGAUAAUAAUUCUUCCA